Molecule: messenger RNA, 970 nt
Organism: Parastagonospora nodorum SN15
Lineage: Eukaryota; Fungi; Ascomycota; Dothideomycetes; Pleosporales; Phaeosphaeriaceae
Exons: 3
Coding region: 1-864 (287 amino acids)
Biological process (GO): steroid metabolic process
Cellular component (GO): membrane
Molecular function (GO): 3-oxo-5-alpha-steroid 4-dehydrogenase activity
Source: RefSeq, a predicted model, not a curated record
AUGGCCAUUGUGCAAAACUGGUUACCGCCGUCGCGCGAAAACUGGGAACUCAUUUGUCGCAUCUGGGCGUACUUUCCCAUUGUCACGACGGCGCAAUGGGUGUUGGACUGGUACCCGCAGGGCAAGACGUCAACAGAGUCGCGGUGGAACAUUGAUGGUAAGAUUGGGUGGGCGACGAUGGAGUCAGCGGGGUUCCUGACGGUGCUGUACAUCAUGUACGCGCUACCCAAGGAGCUGGGGAUUGAAGAACUGCCGUGGGGAAAUUGGACGAUGGCGGGGUGUUUUGUUAUUCAUUACAUCUACCGCGCGAUUGUGUCGCCCUUGUUUCUCAACCCGAGCAUGUCGCCCAUGCACCCGUUUGUGUGGAUCAUGGCGUUUGGAUUCCAGGUCAUGAAUGGUCUGUCUAUUGGUGGGUAUCUCGCAGGCUACGGUCCGACGGAUCAGUACCACUGGGCCAUGCGCUCUGAAUACAUGUUUGUCGGCCUGGUUAUUUGGUGCUGGGGACUCAUGGGCAAUAUGUUCCACGACGACGACCUGCGCGAGAUCAGGAGGUCUGCGAACCGCAAGCAGAUAAAGGAAGCAAAGGAGUCUGGCAAGCCUGUGGAGAGCAUCGACAAGAUCUACAUGGUGCCCAAGAACGGUCUGUUCAAGUACGUCCUCCACGCGCACUACCUAUGCGAAUGGAUCGAGUGGGCAGGCUGGUGGAUGAUUGGCGGAUGGGCGUUCCAUCCAGGCCGGAACUUCUUGAUCAACGAGCUCGCGACAAUGGUACCACGCGCACUGCAGGGUAAGCGGUGGUACGAGAAGAAGUUUGGCAAGGAAAAGCUUGAGGGCCGGAAGGCAGUCAUUCCUGGCUUGUUGUAAGAUCUCAGCGUCUACCGGCGGGUCCUCCGCAUUUCGCUACUCGCGUUGUAGAAGAUGCUUGUCAAAGUUCUAUCUUGUAUGAUAGGCGCAUGGUGGCGUGAGUGUU